Molecule: messenger RNA, 1269 nt
Organism: Pseudo-nitzschia multistriata
Lineage: Eukaryota; Bacillariophyta; Bacillariophyceae; Bacillariales; Bacillariaceae
Source: the annotation of a GenBank genome assembly
AUUCAUAGUCUAUGUUCGUGCACGCGAUUCGCGCGUGUUGUUUACAUUUUCUACUGCCGGUAGACAGACGAAAUGACGUCUUUCAUGACUGCUGAUGCCCAAAAAUCUGUUUUGCAUUCCCCAACUUGCCGUCUGUGCCGUCCAAACGAAACACGACAAUUGCAAGACGAUAACAACGACGACGAUGCCAUGAUCAGUCGUAUCAUAAAAUAUCCCUCUCGUCCCUCGAAACCGUUGACGCAUACCAUGACUUUUUUCAAGAAAGCAGCCAUCCUAUCUACCUUGUGCUCUUCGUCGGUUGCCUUCACCACACUCGGCAUGAGCAAACAAUCGGCAACAAGCUUGAAAUCAGCGGUAGUCGACUUCAGCAAGUACGAAGGAUUGGGAAAUGAUUUCAUUCUGGUCGACGAUCGGGACAAGGAUGCUCCCAGUCUCUCACCAGAGCAAUCGGAGAAGCUUUGCAACCGAAACUUUGGUAUCGGUGGAGAUGGUGUCAUCUUUGCCCUCAAACCACCUUCCGACGAUUACGAUUUUUCCAUGAGAAUCUACAACUCGGACGGAAGCGAACCAGAGAUGUGCGGGAACGGAAUCCGAUGCUUUGCGCAAUUUUUGAAGGAUCUCGGUGCCGAUGCCGAAUCCUACCAGGUCAACACCCUUGCGGGCCGUAUUAUUCCGGUCAUGAACGACGAUGGAACAAUCACUGUGGACAUGGGAGAACCCAUCUUGAAGGCCGCAGAUGUGCCCACAACACUAGCUGCCAACUUUGAGGAUGAUAUCUCUGUCGUCGAGCAAGACCUCGAAUGCAACGGGAAGAACUGGAAGGUUAGUGCUGUGAGCAUGGGAAACCCCCACUGUAUCAUCUUUGUCGACGAUCUGGAAAACGACAUUGAUUUUGAAUCCGACGGUCCAGCCCUCGAGUCGUGCGAGGCCUUCCCCGCCAAGACAAACGUCGAGUUCGUACAGGUCAUGUCGGACACGCACCUGAAAAUGAAGGUUUGGGAACGUGGAGCGGGACCCACCCUAGCUUGCGGUACGGGUACAUGUGCGUUGGUGAUUGCCGCCAUCCAGGCCGGGAAGAUUCCCUCGGGCAAUAAGGUACGUGUCACACUCCCCGGAGGCGACCUAUUCAUCGAAUGGAAUAAGGACACGGACAACAAGGUUUUCAUGACCGGACCUGCUACGUACACCUUUUCGGGCAAGGCUGCAUUGAAAUAAGCGAGUGACAUGAACGAAAACAUAGCAACUAUACAAUAGAAAAUAUUAUAUGCA